Molecule: messenger RNA, 708 nt
Organism: Gongylonema pulchrum
Lineage: Eukaryota; Metazoa; Nematoda; Chromadorea; Rhabditida; Gongylonematidae
Source: the annotation of a GenBank genome assembly
CAGCAACAGCAGCAGCAACAACUGCAGCAGCAGCAGCAGCAGCAAGGUCGAGUGCAACCACCGCCACCACCACCACUGCCCCCGCCACCACCAUCAUCGGCGCCUCCACCACCCCCCGCUGCAUUACCCGGUGGCUAUCGUCCGAAUUUCGUCAACCCCUGAAGAUAUGUGGAGAGGUCGUACAUGGCCGUGGAAGCGAAAGAAGAUCGUGACAAACUGGAGGAAUAUUUUAAGCAAAAAUUAAAUCCGUUAUUGAUAUCGGGCGCUUACAAAGCAGUGGAUUGGGAUCGACACAAGCAAGCUGCUGCGCACAAAAGGAAGAAAAAACAAAAGAAGAAUAGCGCAAAAUUGGCAGAGCAAUGGUUGGCCGACGAGCGAAGCAACGCACAGCGUGAGGAACGUGCUCGACGCUUUGCGCGUGAUGAUGACGUCCGACGAACAAAAUUCUCCGAUAUGCGGCAACGCGUCGAUUGGAGUAUUGAUCGGGGAGGUGAUGAAGGGACCAGUGAUAACAUUGUUGGAACAUGCACUGAUAUCGAGAAGUCCUAUUUCCGCUUAACAUCGGCACCAGACCCGAGUGCAAUUCGGCCGCUUGAAAUACUGGAAAAAGCGCUGAAGCUUGUGCAACAAAAUUAUACAAAUAAUCGCGAUUAUACCUACGCAAACGAUCAGCUGAGGAGUAUUCGUCAAGAUUUAAUGGCAAGUUAA